Messenger RNA from Manihot esculenta (cassava), 2719 nucleotides. RefSeq lists its product as uncharacterized. Bases 135 to 2645 code for a protein of 836 amino acids. Gene Ontology annotation, molecular function: zinc ion binding. NCBI's taxonomy places the organism in Eukaryota, Viridiplantae, Streptophyta, Magnoliopsida, Malpighiales, Euphorbiaceae. The record is from RefSeq and is a predicted model, not a curated record. The transcript has 4 exons.
GCAGAAAUUGAAGAAUUUUAUUUUAUCGAUCGAAAAGACGUAAUACAGUUAUUUAUAUUUAAAGAAAUUGAAUAAUUUUAUUUCAUCGGUCAUAUUGGGAGAAACAUAAUACAGUGAUCCAUAUUUAAAGAAAAAUGGCAGUUCCUGCAUAUGCGAAUAUUCGUUGGGAUGGAAAUAUUAUAAAUAAUUCUGAUGGAUACGAUUAUGAUGGAGGUUUUUCAAAAAUUGUUCCAAUAGGUAAACGGAUAAAUUUUAGUCAAAUGGUCGGGAAAAUUGCUCGUGCAAUUGGAUUAUCGAAGAAUAAUGAAUAUAUAGAGACGAUUAGUUUUAGAAAGCCUACAAUUGUGGAUGGAUCUUUAAAAUUUGAAUGCAUGGAUAUAUGGGGGGAAGAUGAUAUGUGUAGUAUGUUUAAUUACUUAUAUCAGAUUGGUGGUCUGCCUGGUAUAGAAAUAUAUGUUAAGGUACUUCGUUGUGCUGAUGCGACGAAUGAGGAUGUUGAUAUAGGUCCAUCUGGAACUGCUGUAGAAUCAAAUGCGGAACAAUGUGAAGAGCAAAAUGUAGUUGAUGAUUAUGAGUUAUCUGAUAGUCUUCCAGGGCCGUCAAGUAAUUUAUCUCAUACAGUUCAGGAUGAGAACGAGGAUGAUGAUGACGAUGACGAUGAUUCAUGGAUGUCUACUGAGGAUGAUGAUGAUGAUGAUUAUGGUCAGGAGGGUAAUGUGAGUGAAUCUGAAUAUUACAACACACAAUUUAGUAAUCCUAUUUUGCCUGUUGUUCAUCCUCCCCCAUACGCAGAAAUAGACUUCGAUUUGCUGAGGGUUGAUCCUUAUGACAAGGCAGAAGGCCGUUCCUUUUGGGAUCCUUCCAAAGAAUUUUCAGUUGGGAUGAUUUUUUCUUCGAGAGAUGCAGUGGCUGCAGCUGCAAAAGAAAAUCAUCUAAGACAUCAUCAUCAAUUUUGUUAUCAUGAAACAAGAGAGAAAACUUAUUCUAUCAAGUGUAAAGACAAAGACAGUGGGUGUCCAUGGAGGCUUCGAGCAUCAAAGACAGAAGGUUCAGAUAUAUGGAAAAUUACGAGAUACAGUGGACCGCACACAUGUACAAAUCCUCAGUUGACAAAAAAUCAUAGCCAAUUAGAUGAAAAUUUCAUUUGUUCGUUCAUAUUUGCAUUAAUUGAACAGCAGCCCGAUAUAAAAAUUGCUGCACUACAAGCGGAAGUGCGGGAUAAAUUUGGGUACGAGCCGUCUUAUCAGAAGACAUGGAAAGCUAAGCAGAAGGCAAUUGCAAGGCUUUAUGGGGGUUGGGAUGAAUCAUACGGUCGUUUGCGUAGAUUCAUGACUGCUCUUCAUCAUUUUAAUCCAGAAACAGUAUACAUGAUUGAAGAUAAUCCACAUUGGAUAAAUGAGAGGUUGAAUCCGAUGUGUCGUGUAUUUGACCGUAUGUUUUGGGCUUUCAAGCAAUCGAUUGAGGGGUUUAAAUAUUGCCGACCUGUUGUCUCAAUCGAUGGGACUUUCCUAUAUGGAAAAUACACUGGGUGUAUACUGUGUGCAACCGCACUCGAUGGAAAUAAUCAACUAUUUCCAUUAGCAUUUGCCAUUGUUGAUAAGGAAGACGGUGAUAAUUGGUCGUGGUUUUUGGAUUGUUUGAGGAUCUUUGUGACCAAUCGAGAAGAUUUGUGUGUAAUUUCAGAUCGUCAUGCUGGAAUUCUUAAGGCAAUGCAGAAAGAUUGGUGGCAACCUCCAGCUGGUCAUCACCGUUACUGCAUAAGACAUGUUCUGAGUAAUUACAAUAAAACAUUCAAGAAUGCAGUAAUAAAGGAAGCGUUGCGCAAGGCAGCAAAUGAAAACCAGAAAAGAAAGUUUUACGAGGCAAUGAAUAAUAUUCGGGAGGUGCACCCUGAAUCAUAUGAUUGGGCAAUGAAGAUUAAUUUAGAGAAAUGGACGAGAUCACACGAUGGUGGACAGAGGUAUGGCGUGAUGACAACAAACAUGGCUGAAUCUCUGAAUGGCAUGAUGAAAGGAUUUAGGGCGUUGCCUAUAACGGCAAUGGUUGAAAAAAUAUUUUUCCAGUGUGUUCAUUACUUUGAUACGCGGAGGACAACUUUUCUGGAUCAACAAAUGAAGGGCUAUAUUUUCAGUCAAUUUUGCAGUGAAACUCUGCGUGCUAAUGCAAUAAAGGCGAAUGGACACAGGGUUAGACGAUUUAACAGUCAGACCAUGGUUUGCGAAAUAAUUACUGCAAAUGGUCGGCAAAAGCAAGUGGUCAAACUCAUGGAUCAAACAUGCACAUGUGGCAAAUUUCAGGAGAUAAGAAUACCUUGUUCUCAUGCUAUUGCUGCAUGCAUGUCACAUUCAAUUGACUACGAACAAUUUGUAUCUGACUACUAUAAAUUGGAUCGUACAAUCCAGUGUUAUGCGUACACGUUUCAUCCUCUUGGACAUCCUGACUAUUGGCCUGCAGCAGAUGGACUUCCUCUCGUGCCUGACAUUUGUAGAACAAGAAAGAAAGGACGACCGAGAUCUUCUAGAAUACGUAAUGAAAUGGACUGGAGGUCUAGCCAAAUAAAAGAAACGUCCAGAGUUCAUUGUUCCGUAUGUGGAAGGGUGGGCCACAAUAAAAAAACUUGUAUGGGUGUGGAAUCUAGUAGAUAAAUAUGCUUCAUUUCAUUUACUAUAAAUGUAAAAGUGUAGUGCAAAAAAUAAUGUUUAAUUAUGUAGUUUUUUUU